This is a messenger RNA of Penicillium pulvis, 1191 nucleotides long. RefSeq lists its product as uncharacterized. The coding region runs from base 1 to 1191 and encodes 396 amino acids. NCBI's taxonomy places the organism in Eukaryota, Fungi, Ascomycota, Eurotiomycetes, Eurotiales, Aspergillaceae. The transcript has 3 exons. The record is from RefSeq and is a predicted model, not a curated record.
AUGGUGACCACGGCAAGGGUUCCACCAUUACUUUCAUCAAUAUCAUGGUCGCCUCGGUGGACCGCGUCUACUAAGGCCAUUUCGGUCCAGGUCAGCCCCGCGGGCCGACUCAAGCUAAAGACGCGGGUGCAGACGCGGCGAUACACCGCGGCAGUGUGGCCCUCAUAUGGCACGACCACCCCCGUCCCAAAUCACCACCAAACGCUUGCCCAUUCCCCUUUCAGGUUCGAGACUGGCUACGCUUUAUGUGCGAAACGCCCCUCCCGCCCGUUUCCCCCACCGUUUCUAUCUCCGCCAUCGUCGUCCUUUUCCGAUCCCUUGACUACCCACUCCUUGAGCCAGGAUAAGAGAUUAUCCGUGAAGGGCGAGCUGAUCCGUGGCUUAAACAAUGGAGACGAUGCGGUUAUCGUUGCCGAGAACUUUGUUGGUGUGGAUGACGGCGUAGGCGCUUGGGCGACAAGACCUUGUGGUCAUGCUGCUCUUUGGUCCAGACUUCUCCUGCAUUUCUGGGCUCUAGAAGUUGAACGCAGCCUGUCCGCAUCGGCUACCCCCGACCCGGUUGAAUACCUUCAAUCAGCCUUCGAGGAGACUAUCCGCGCAACGAGCACUCCAAAUGAAUGGCUAGGAACAACCACAUCCGCCACCGCACUCCUUCAUUGGACUACCGGAAAUGAUGGCAAACAAAAUCCCCUACUCUACGUAACGAAUUUGGGCGAUUGCAAAAUCCUCGUCAUCCGACCCAGCGAAGAGAAAAUUCUCUUCAGCACAACAGAGCAAUGGCACUGGUUCGACUGUCCCCUGCAGCUUGGUACCAACAGCGUUGAUACACCUCGUAAAGAUGCGGUGAUGACCAAGGUCGCUAUACAGGAAGGCGACAUCGUGCUAGCCGUGUCGGAUGGCGUAAUGGAUAACCUAUGGGAACACGAGGUUAUGACCAUUGUUCUAGAUAGUCUCAAGAAAUGGGACCAGGGAAAUCCAGAUACGGCUGAGCUGGCCUCGUCGAAUUUGUCAAACGACCGCCUGGUCUAUGUGGCAAGGGAAGUGAUGAAUGCUGCUCUGUCAGUUGCUCAUGAUCCAUAUGCGGAGAGCCCGUAUAUGGAGAAGGCGAUUGAUGAAGGGCUCGCUAUUGAAGGAGGCAAACUGGAUGACAUCUCUGUCGUGGUUGCUUCUUGUCACAAACGAGCUGGGUGA